UAGAUAUAUCGACCAACCGGGAAACCAUAUCUCUAUCCUGCUCGAUUUCGAAAGAAAUCGACGCAUCUACCGCCACUGACCAUGGAGCUCGAUCCCAAGUACGACCACUAUGACUUCCCUACUACCGCCCCGGUAGCCAAAUCCGGCCACCCAGGCCACUUGACCGAAGCCCAACAGGCUCAGGUUCAUCAACUACGUAUGCUACUCGAGAGUGAAGGAUAUACUAAGAGAUUGGAUACCUUGACGUUGUUACGUUUCCUACGAGCUCGAAAGUUCGAUGUCAACCUAUCGAAGAAAAUGUUCGUUGAUUGUGAAAAAUGGCGGAAGACCAUGUUAUACGCCGGGCAACCCCUGAAGAUCGACGGCCGAACUAUCGACCUUGAUGAGGAGAUAGGCAAAUGGGACCGGGAUGGCUCCUUCAAGAAGAAGGUCUCUAAGUUCUAUCCCCAAUACUACCACAAGACGGAUAAGGACGGACGACCAGUUUACAUCGAACAACUCGGCAAGAUCGAUCUCACCGCCAUGAAGAACGAAGGCAUCGAAUACGAGCACAUGUUGAUCAACUUGGCUGUCGAAUACGAGAAGAUGGCAGACCCUCGAUUACCCGCUUGCUCGCGCAAGGCUGGCCAGCUCCUCGAGACAUCUUGCACGAUCAUGGACUUCAACGGCGUUGGUUUCAGCAACGCGCGCCAAGUUUUCGGUUAUAUCCAGGAAGCUUCUGGUAUGAGUCAGAACUACUACCCCGAGCGUCUCGGCCGCAUGUACCUCAUCAACACGAGCUGGCUCUUCACGGGUGUAUGGCGUAUGGUCCGUCCCCUUCUUGACCCGGUUACCGUUGAGAAGAUCCACGUUUUGGGCGGCAACUACCAGAAGGAGCUUCUAAGCCAAAUCCCUGCUGAGAACUUGCCCAAGGAGUUUGGUGGCACGUGCCAGUGCGAGGGUGGUUGUGAUUUCAGCAACGCCGGUCCCUGGUGCGAUGCUGAGUUCGCCAAGCCCGCCUGGUGGCAGAAGGAGGGUGAUGCAAUCGAGAACAAACCGACAGAAAUUGGUACUGGUGCAGGUGCCGCUGCUGGUUCUGGAACUGCCGUCGAGGGAGCUGAUGCCACAGCACCUGCCCCGGCUGCCGCGUAGAAAAAAAAAAAACGCAUAUCUAUAUCAGGGUCCCACUGUAUACAAAACGGGAAGCUAGCAUAAAGUUCAGGUGGAGCGGGGAGUAUAGUGAGGUGUAGGUGGUUUCCGAAUAGAUAAGAGAUGAACCAGGGCAUGUGAGGAAGAGAAGAAGAGUAGGCCGCGGACGUUUUCCGUCUUUUCAUCCGGUCGAUCUCUUUUUCUCUUUACUAUGAAUCAUCCCGGGCCAAAAAUCUCACAAGCUCAAGUUUUUUCUUUUUUACCCUAUUGACGACACGGCAUAUGAUGUCUAGCCGUCGUGGGUAUUAACAACUAUGUGGCCAUUUUUUCUACAAAAUUGUCAGGCAUUUCAGACACUGAUAUGAUAACAUUGCAUUUUCGUCC
Molecule: messenger RNA, 1512 nt
Organism: Hypoxylon trugodes
Lineage: Eukaryota; Fungi; Ascomycota; Sordariomycetes; Xylariales; Hypoxylaceae
Product: CRAL-TRIO domain-containing protein
Exons: 4
Coding region: 82-1131 (349 amino acids)
Source: RefSeq, a predicted model, not a curated record